Molecule: messenger RNA, 1572 nt
Organism: Raphanus sativus (radish)
Lineage: Eukaryota; Viridiplantae; Streptophyta; Magnoliopsida; Brassicales; Brassicaceae
Product: COP9 signalosome complex subunit 3
Exons: 11
Coding region: 78-1346 (422 amino acids)
Biological process (GO): ubiquitin-dependent protein catabolic process
Cellular component (GO): COP9 signalosome
Source: RefSeq, a predicted model, not a curated record
AAUUGUGAUUUUUUUUUUGAGAGGGAGAGAAGAAGAAGUCGAUCGAUUAGGGUUUUUGUUUUCGUCUGAUCGGAAGUAUGAACACGGCGGAGGCUCUGAUAGCGUCAAUCCAGGGUUUAUCAGCGACUUCCGGCGACUUAUCUGCACUCCACAGCGUUUUGAAAAAAGCCGAGGACUCGCUCCGAAACAACGGGGAUGUUCAACUCGCUACUCUUGAAGAGCUCGACCCUUCGAUUCAUUCUCUCGGCUACCUCUAUAUCCUCGAGGCUCUUACGCGUGGUACAGUGUCGUCGAAGGGUGUGGUUCUGCUAAUGGCUCGGUUCAUCAACUCUUGCGAUGCUGGGCAGAUUCGUUUAGCGAGGGAAAAGUUUGUUUCUCUCUGUAAGAGAUUCAAAGACAGAGUUUUGGAGCUUAAGGAUCCUUUACUAGGGGUGGCGCCACUGUUGUCAGCUGUUCGUAAGGUUCAGGUCUCCGCUAAGUGUUUGACUGCAUUGCAUCCGGAUUGUCUUCAGCUGUGUCUCCAGGCGAAGUGCUAUAAAGCUGGUUUGUCCAUCCUUAGUGAUGAUAUCUUGGAGGUUGACCAGCCUAGAGAUUUUUAUCUCUAUUGCUAUUAUGGGGGAAUGAUAUGCAUUGGACUGAAGAGAUUCCAGAAGGCAUCGGAGCUUCUUUACAAUGUUGUUACUGCUCCAAUGUUUCAACUCAAUGCCAUAGCUCUUGAGGCGUACAAAAAGUACAUAUUGGUGACUCUCAUUCACUCUGGCCAGUUUAGUGGCAGUCUCCCCAAGUGCGCUUCUACAGCAGCUCAGAGGCACCUCAAGAGCGGGUGUAUGCCUUACUACGAAGUGGGUAAUCGUUACAACGAUGGGAAGAUCAGUGAGCUAGAGGCAGUAGUUGUGGCACACAGCUCAGAUUUUGAAAACGACAAUAACCUUGGAUUAGUUAAGCAAGCAGUGGCAUCACUUUACAAGCGGAACAUACUGAGAUUGACUCAGAAGUACUUGACCUUGUCGCUUCAAGAUAUAGCCAACAUGGUCCAACUUGCUUAUGCUAAGGAGGCGGAAAUGCAUGUGCUUCAGAUGAUCCAGGAGGGUCAGAUACACGCCCUUAUCAAUCAGAAAGAUGGAAUGGUGAGAUUCUUGGAGGACCCUGAGCAGUACAAAACCAGUGAGAUGAUAGAGGUCAUGGAUUCUGUCAUCCAAAGGACAAUUGGGCUGUCGAAGAAUCUAUUUGCCAUGGAUGAAAGCUUGCCAUGUGAUCCUUUAUACUUGGGAAAGGUUGGAAGGGAAAGGCAAAGGUUCGACUUCGGAGACGAUUUUGAUACUGUCCCUCAGAAGUUCUCCAUGUAAACAUCAAAAGACCUGAAGGAACAAAACUCGACUCAAAGACAACUCUGGUUGUUGUGACAAUCUGGACAACCUUUCUUUUGCUUUCAUUGUUCUUUUCCUUAGUUUAUGACGUUUCAUAAUAUAUUUUUUUCUCAUAAUGGCCAACAAGCAGACGAGAGAUAUGAGAGAAUCUUGAACAUUACCUACAAAUUUUCGAUUGAUGUUGUUCAUAGCACGGAAAGCCCAA